Messenger RNA from Plasmodium gallinaceum, 1554 nucleotides. RefSeq names its product conserved Plasmodium protein, unknown function. NCBI's taxonomy places the organism in Eukaryota, Apicomplexa, Aconoidasida, Haemosporida, Plasmodiidae. The coding region runs from base 1 to 1554 and encodes 517 amino acids. The transcript has a single exon. The record is from RefSeq and is a predicted model, not a curated record.
AUGUUAUUAAAAUACAAUUUAAAUAAGAUAUUUAUUAAAUCAAAAAUUUUAAAGAAAUGGAAGAAAUGUUAUAGUACCAGUUUAUUAAAUUAUAAAGAAGAAGAACUUUAUAAAUAUUCUUGUGUUGUUCCUUAUAAAAAUGAUGAUACAUUAACGUUAGAAAGUAUAUACGACGAAAAAUAUAACCAUAUUUUUAGCAAUAAUAAUAUUGAAAUUGAAUCAAAUCUACAUUAUUUAUAUAAACUACUUAUAAAUAGUCGUACAAUUGAACAAAUUAGACUUCAAAUACAUAACUCUUACUGUGCAUAUGAAAAUAAUUUUAUAAAUGAUAUUAAAAAUAUAAAUUGGUCUGCUUAUAUUCCAUUCAGUAGUGUUUAUGUUGCACCACAAAUAAAUAUACGAAGUAUAAAAUCUCGAUUAUAUCAUACAUGUAUGUUAAAAAAUAUUAUUUUAAGUGUAAUAAAAAGACAGCAACAAUUAUACAUUGAAAAAAACGGUGAUCAAAAUAUAUUUUUAAAAAAAAAAAAAAUAGAUCCUUCUAAAUUAGAACCAUUAAAAAUUAAUAUAUUAUUUAAAUAUAAUGAAUGCAAAAUAAAUAUAAAUCUAAGUAAUGAUAUGAAUAAUCGUAUAUAUGUAGCAUAUAAAAAUCAAAAUUCUUUAAAAAGCACUAUUGUUGCAUCAGCUAUUUUUAAAAUUAAUUUUUUAAAAUAUUUAGAUUCAUCAAAAAAAUUAUAUAUUAUUGAUCCAUUCUGUAGUGAUGGCACACUUUUAUUAGAAAUUCUGAGUAUUUUAUUAUCUAUUCCAAAUGGGUCUCCAAGUAUUGAUUAUCCUAUUUUAACAUUUCCAUUGCAUUCACCUUCAACAUUUUAUAACGUAUUAAAUGAUAUAAAUAUUUACCCACAUAAAUAUAUAAAUCAAGUACAUUUGUUAGGUGCAGAUGAAAAUAAAGAUAAUAUUUAUAAAGCAAAUCAUAAUUUAAAAAAGUUUUUUGAUACAAUGCCAUUAACCAUUAAUGAAGAAUAUAAUAAUAAUAAUAAAGUAAAUGAUAAUACAGUAUCAUUAUCUUUUGGGGAUGAUAAUGAAGAAAAUUUAAAUAAUAAUUGUAAUAAAUACGAUAAAUUAACUAGUAAUGAAUAUAAAAGUUCUAAAAGGGAAAAUAAUUGUUAUUAUGAUUUUAAUACUCUUAACACAUUUCAUUUAAAAGAAAUAUUCCAAAAUAAAAACAAAUUAAAAUUAUGUAAUAAUCAUUUUUCUUCAGAAAACAUAAAGUUUUGCUCUUUAGAUUUUUUAAAAUUAAAUAGCAUAGUCGAAAAUUGCAUCAUAAUUACAAAUAUAUUGAAUUUGGAAAAAAAAAAAAUAAGGAAAUUAGAAAAAUUAAUUUUAAGGUCAGAAAUUUUAAAUACAUAUGUUUUUGCACAAGAAAAAUAUAAAGAAAAAACUCAAUUAAAAUUUAAACUUAUUCUACGUUUUGUUUCUAAUGGACAAAAUAUUAUUUUUUUGCAACUUUUUAACAAAACGAAAAAAAAAAAUUAUGAAGAUUUUGAAGAUUAUUGA